Molecule: messenger RNA, 669 nt
Organism: Auanema sp. JU1783
Lineage: Eukaryota; Metazoa; Nematoda; Chromadorea; Rhabditida; Rhabditidae
Source: the annotation of a GenBank genome assembly
AUGCACUUGUAUCUUUUAAGCAGCACUAGAAGCACCCCUUCUACAUCAACGACCGCUGCUCCAGUAGACAGUAUACAUGUCUUCGCCUCCGCGACCACACCAUCUUCACGUUCCGACAUGAACAUCGAGCUGGAGAAGAUAGCCACCACCUGCCUCACUAAUCGAGAGCACGAGUUGUUAUCGGGUGACAUUCUUCGACACGGAAUGGCGCGAAUUUUUAAUGUAAAUUUGAUGAGCGAAGCGCAAGCCGUCAUUGGUAUUGAAGAGCUACGUGCUGUGUUAGGCUUUGCCCCACCCCGAAAUUGGACAAACUAUAAGGAACCCAGCAGAGAGGAAAUCGCAGCCGCCUCCAAGAUCGAGGAGUACUACGAGCUGAGGGAACCACGCAGUAAAAUGCGUAACCUAAAUAGCACGCUAUUCUUUGAAAAGAACUUCCCUCCCGCCAUAGCGUUCUUGGACAUGCGAAUCUCAGCCAUUCGUACCAUUUAUCGACUCAAGUUUGAAGAUAUCCGUCGUCGUCAUGAUCCAAAAUGGAUAACAGACAGGAAAAUCGUUGAUCGCAUGCUUGAAGGUUUUCGUACCACUUCUCUCUGUAUUGACCGUGCAAUUCAACAAAUGUUUCUUAGAAAUUCUCUAUGCCUGGCACUUAAAGGAAUGCUUCACAAUUGA